GCCACUCGGCCCCUCCCACCUCCAAUAAAGCCACUGCCAGUCACUCCAGUCACCAGCGUUUUGCUGUUGAAGAAGCUCAAUUCCGAGAGAUUGAUGCCGCCAUGAAUCGCUGCUUCUUCCUUUUUGGCAUCCUCCUGUCAGCUAUCGGCUUCUUUGCGUGGAAGCACGUCUUCAAUCGUCAGCACUAUCAAGACUCCUGCAGCAACUUUCGGUCUCCAGUACGGACCUUGGAGGGCCAUCCCUUCACCUGCGGUUGGCAACAGCUGAGACCAAAAACCUUUGGAGACUUUGUGCCCUAUGCUUUCAUUCAGCCCAACGGUUCAUGGUGUUGGUCCAAUGCUGGCUUCAUGGCAUCCUUGCAUGGUCCAGGACUGCUGGUCGAUACUUUGAUGGAUCCAGUGCUGACAUCGACUAUGGUGGCAGAGUUAAAACCUGCUACAGGCACAGGUGGUGGAGAGGGCCGCAUUGGGGCAGUGGUAUUUACACAUCCUGAUGUUGAUCAUAUUCUGGGCAACCAGGCAGUUUCUAUGGAGGUGCCUAGAUUGGGUGACGUGAAAGCUCAGCAGGAUAUAUUGGCGCAGGCCAAGACCUUGCAUCGCAUGCGCUUUACUGUGAACCUUGGAUAUUUGCUAUGGCAGGCUUUGCAACUCAUCGGAGGCCCUCGGCUGCUGCCGUCGCUGCCUGGUUGGAUGAGGCCCAGGGCCUUGCAGGUCUUUAGCUUUGCCAACUAUGCCUUCAAGCUUGGAGGCUUCAACCUGCACACCAUAGAUGCAGACAAGUUGCCAGCUUUUGCCAAAACCAUUCAAACAGGAGAUGAAAUCACUCUGGACAUUGGUGACGCCUCGCCGUUGCCGGUGAAGUUCUGGCAGAUGGGAUCAAUCCAUUCGAAGAGUGACUCCGUGCUGCUGCUGCCGCAGAGCCGUGUUUGCUACACUGGCGACCUGCUCUUCAUUGGGAUUGCUCCUGUGAUGUGGGCAGGCCCUGCAAAAAGUUGGGUGACUGCGCUGGAUGACUUGCUCAAGGCCACCGGGGAGGACUGGCUUUUCGUGCCGGGCCACGGGCCCGUGACAGAUGCCAUCGGCGUGCAACAUGUGAAGAGCUACUUUGAGUAUUUGCACCAGGCUGUCAGUGAAAACUGUGCAGACUUGCCGUUGAUGCAGCCGGAACUGGAUGAGACAUGCGCAUGGCGAACUCUGGAACGAAUGCCAAACCAGCUGAAGGAACACUUCCACGAACCCGAGCGCAUCGUGAUUUGUGCUGUGAUCGAGCGGGUUGCGCUACGUACGGGAGCACCAGCGAAGGUGGACGUGAAGUUCAAGUUACAAUGGAUCAGCAAGAUGAGUGAGUACGAGCUGAAGCGAGACUAUCUCAGCACAAGACUGAUGAGAUCCGAGCUGUAGAAAGAAUCAGACGGCUGUGACUGUUCAGCAAAGCCGAGGCUAACCGUUCAUCGC
Molecule: messenger RNA, 1454 nt
Organism: Durusdinium trenchii
Lineage: Eukaryota; Dinophyceae; Suessiales; Symbiodiniaceae
Source: the annotation of a GenBank genome assembly